UACUAAUACUACUACUACUAUUGCUACUACUACUGCUAAUACUACUAUUACUACUACUACUAAUACUAAUAAUAAUUCUACUACUAUAACUACUACCACUACUACUACGAUAACUACUAUUACUACUACUACUACUACUACUACUACUAUAACUAAUACGACUACUAUUAACACUUCCACUACUAAUACUACUUCUACUACUACUACUAAUACUACUAAUUCUACUAAUAUAACUACUUCUACUACCACUACUACCACUACUACUACUACUGCUACUACUACUACUACUAUAACUACUACUAUUAUAACUACUACUACCACUACUGAUACUACUACUACAACUACAACUGCUGUUAAUUCUACUACUACUAAAACUACUGCUAAUACUACUACUACUACCACUACUUCUACUAAUAAUACUGCUACUAAUAUUAUAUCUACUACUACUACUAUAACUACUACUAAUACUGCUAAUACUACUACUACCAAUACUACCACCACCACUACUACUACUGCUAGUACUACUACCAUUAUUACCACUAAUACUGCUACUAUUACUACAACCACUACUAUUACUAAUACUAUUAAUACAACUACUACUACGAUUAAUACUACUACUAAUAAUAAUACUAUAACUACUACUACUACUACGACUACUACUACCACUGCUACUACUACUAAUAUUACUACUACUACUUCUACUAAUACUACUACUACUAAACUACUACUACUACCGCUAUUAUAA
Molecule: messenger RNA, 745 nt
Organism: Heterobilharzia americana
Lineage: Eukaryota; Metazoa; Platyhelminthes; Trematoda; Strigeidida; Schistosomatidae
Source: the annotation of a GenBank genome assembly